Molecule: messenger RNA, 396 nt
Organism: Halteromyces radiatus
Lineage: Eukaryota; Fungi; Mucoromycota; Mucoromycetes; Mucorales; Cunninghamellaceae
Exons: 1
Coding region: 28-297 (89 amino acids)
Source: RefSeq, a predicted model, not a curated record
CUCAAAUCUGUCAUUUAUCAAGAAAAUAUGCGAUCUUUCCUCGUUUCAGGCAUAUUUGUAGCCUUUGGCAUGGCUGCUGCUGCUCCCAUUGACAAUAACCCCAUUGAAUUGGUUGCCCGCAAUUCGCCUCCCCAGGGUGUAUCUCCAACGGUACCCAAUUGCAGUAUCAACAACCAGUACCAUAACCAAUAUAAUGCGUGUACCACUCAAAACUGCCAAUUAAAUAACCCUGUACCGGGAGGUAUUCCAAUUGGUUGCUUUCUCAUGUGCCAUUCUUUUGCGUGCGCGACAAGCUAAUCAUAGCCAGCCGACAAUCCCUCUUUUUUUUUUUUUGGUUACACUGUAGUCUUUUCGAAAAUUAAAGUCGUAUUAGGCAACUGUCAAUCUCCGGUUAUA